Molecule: messenger RNA, 915 nt
Organism: Entamoeba dispar SAW760
Lineage: Eukaryota; Evosea; Mastigamoebida; Endamoebidae
Product: serine/threonine protein phosphatase, putative
Exons: 1
Coding region: 1-915 (304 amino acids)
Biological process (GO): peptidyl-serine dephosphorylation; G1/S transition of mitotic cell cycle
Cellular component (GO): cytoplasm
Molecular function (GO): protein serine/threonine phosphatase activity
Source: RefSeq, a predicted model, not a curated record
AUGGACUAUCAGAAAUGCUUAGAUAUUGUAAAAAGUGGUAAAUACCUUCCUGAAAAUGAUUUCAAAAAAUUGUGCAAUGCUGUUAAAUCUCUUCUUAUUGAAGAGUCUAAUGUACAACCAAUUCAAACACCAGUUAUUGUUUGUGGAGAUAUUCAUGGACAAUUCUAUGACUUAAUGAAGUUAUUUUCUAUUGGAGGAACAUUACCAGAAAAUUCAUAUAUAUUUUUAGGAGAUUAUGUCGAUAGAGGAAGUUAUUCAAUUGAAGUAUUUACUUUAUUAAUGUUAUAUAAAGUAAUGUAUCCUACUCGUAUUGCUUUAAUGAGAGGUAAUCAUGAAAGUAGACAAGUAACUCAAGUUUAUGGUUUUUAUGAUGAAUGUAUUAAGAAAUAUGGAACUGCUAAUUCAUGGAGGUGGUGUACUGAAGUAUUUGAUUAUUUAAAUAUUGCUGCUUUAAUUGAUGGUAAAAUUUUUUGUGUUCAUGGAGGUCUUUCACCAGAAAUUAGAACCAUUGAUCAUAUUAGAGUUGUUGUAAAAAGAAAUCAAGAAAUUCCACAUGAAGGUGCCUUUUGUGAUUUAAUGUGGUCAGAUCCAGAUGAUAGUGUUGAUGGAAUGAAAUCAUCAAUGAGAGGUGCUGGAUAUAUUUUUGGUGCAAAACCUGUUGAAGAAUUUAUUCAUAUCAAUAAUAUUGAUUUAAUUGCUCGUGCCCACCAAGUAGUACAAGAAGGGUACAAGUAUCAUUUUGAUAAUAAAUUGGUCACUGUAUGGUCAGCACCAAAUUAUUGUGGUAGAUGUGGUAAUGUUGCUUGUAUUAUGAGAGUUGGAAAUGAUUUAAAACAAGAUUUUACCAUUUUCGAUGCUGUUCCUGAAUCAGAAAAACCAGUUCCACCAAGAACAACACCAUCCUUCUUUGUGUAA